Molecule: messenger RNA, 6043 nt
Organism: Falco peregrinus (peregrine falcon)
Lineage: Eukaryota; Metazoa; Chordata; Aves; Falconiformes; Falconidae
Gene: ARHGAP23
Product: Rho GTPase activating protein 23
Biological process (GO): signal transduction
Molecular function (GO): protein binding
Source: RefSeq, a predicted model, not a curated record
GGUCCCCGGGUGUCCCGUCCCAGUCCCUGGGUGUCCCUCGCCCAUCCCUGUCCCCGGCUGUCCCCUGCCCAUCCCGCUCCCCGGCGCUCCCAUCCCGGCUGUGCCUGCCCUGCUCCCCGUCCGGGCGCUCCCGCAGCGCCGGUUCCCGCCGCGCUGUCCCGGGGCCGGGCCCGCCCCGCUCGGUGCCGCGGUCCCUCCCGCCGGGGCGGGCCGUGCCGUGCCGUGCCCCGCCCGCUCCCGCCCGCCGCCGCGGCCGCCCGGAGGAGGCGGAGCCGCAACCGGGGCCGGGGCCGCGGCCGGCCCAGCCCGAACCGAGCCGAGCCGAGCCCUGCCGGACCGGACCGUGCGGGGCCGGGCUGGGCCAGACCGGACGGGACCGCGUCUUCCCGGGCCGUGCUGAGCCGGGUCGGGCCGAGCCGUGCUGAGCCCAGCCGAGCCGAGCCGUGCUGAGCCGGGCCGGACCGAGCGAGGCCGGCCGCCGCGCCCCGAUGAAUGGGAUCGCCUUCUGCCUGGUCGGGAUCCCGCCGCCCGCCCCCGCGCCGACACCAGGCCGGAGAGAUGGGGCGUCCCCGAAUGCCAACGUGCCCCCAGAGGGGCCCUUCCCCUGGGUGGGCCCGAAGACGGUGGUGCUGCGGAAGAGCUCGCAGGGGGGGUUUGGUUUCACCCUCCGCCACUUUAUCGUCUACCCCCCGGAGUCAGCCGUGCACUCCACCGCCAAGGAGGAGGAGAACGGGAACCGAGCAGGUCCCCCCCGGAGCCGCCUGGAGCCCAUGGACACCAUCUUUGUGAAGAACGUGCGGGAGGACGGGCCGGCACACCAGGCUGGGCUGCGCACUGGAGACCGCCUGGUCAAGGUGAACGGGGAGAGCAUCAUCGGGAAAACCUACUCGCAGGUCAUUGCGCUGAUCCAGAACAGCGACGAUGUGCUGGAGCUCUCCAUCAUGCCCAAGGACGAGGACAUCCUCCAGCUGGCAUAUUCGCAGGAUGCCUACCUGAAGGGCAAUGAGCCGUACUCCGGUGGGGCGCAGAGCAUCCCUGAGCCCCCUCCUAUCUGCUACCCGCGGAAGACGUACCCCUUCCAGGCGCGGGGGUGCAGAGCCCCCUCCGGGAGCCGCCGGACACUCGUGCCCACCGCCCCGCUGCUGCGGGCCCCUCGUCCCCGCUUGGCACCGCCACGCUUGCCAGCACCCGGAGCGAGGUGGGCGGCAGCCCUGCGCACCGCCCUGACGAGCCGCAGCCUGGGGUUCCCCCACCGCACCCCACCGCACCCCACGGGCACCCCGGCUCCUUCUCCUGCACCAGUGCCGGGCAGCCAGCGGGUGCCGGGCCGGCAGGAGUGCCAGCAGGCUCUGUCCCGCUGGUUUUGCAGCCAGGAGCCGCGGCGGAGCGCCUCGGAGGAGCGGCGGCACGCCAUGCCGCCCCGCUACCGCAGCGUGUCCCAGGACCGGCUGGGGGUCUCGGCAGCGGCCCCCGGCUGGCCCCACAGCGCAUCGCAUGACACCCUGCUGCAGCCCUCCCGCGAGGGCUGGGCGCCCCGCGCCCGCUCCGAUCACUACCUGGGGCGCUACGGGCGCUCCAUGGAGGCGCUGGAGCCCAGCGCCUUGCUCUCGCCCCACCUCGACCGCUCCGCAUGGCCACCUGAGAGGGUCUGCCGGGCCACCGUCGCUGCCGUCGGGCAACCCAUCCCGCAUGCCUCCUUUGCGCCUUCCUCCUCCUCCUCCUCCUCCUCCCGGGAGCCAGCACCGGUGCAGAAGCACCCGUCGCAGCCCAACCUGCAGAGCGCGGAUGAUUCGGGCUACAUCGGCUACCGGAGCUACAGCCCAUCCUUCCAGCGCCGCACCGGGCUGCUGCACGCCCUCUCCUUCCGUGACCCAGCCUUCGGUGGGCUGCCCACCUUCAGCAUCUCGCAGCGGUCCGCAGCCCCACUGCCAGAGAGCGUGGUCCCUGCCGUCCCACCACCCACCGGCCCCCCGCCGGUCCCCACCGUGCCCAGGGAGCAGCGGCCAGAGAGCAGCCGGGUGCCCGAGCAGCCAGAGGAGCGGAGGGAAGAGGUGGUUUUGCGGCAGAAGCCACCCACGGGCCGCAAGAUGCCACCCCCGCUGCGGCAGAUGAACUUUGUCUUCCCCGAGGGGGUGAAGGAGACGGACAUUUGCGACCCCCCAUCGGCCAGCGGCAAAGGGGACAGGCCGGCAGGCGAGCGGCCAGGCCGGCGUGUGGCUCCCUUGGCAGCCCCUGAAGACUCGCUGGCAUCGAUCCCCUUCAUCGGUGAGUCGAUGAACCCACCCAGCCCCAGCAUUGACCUGAAGGCCAAGCACGUCCCCGCCUCCUCGGUGGUCUCCAGUGCCAUGAACUCCGCACCUGCCGUCGCCACCAGCCCCUCCUCGCCCACCUUUGCCUUUGCCCUGAACCGGCACUACUCCCAGGACUGCAGCAGCAUCAAGGCCGGCCGUCGCUCGUCCUACCUCCUGGCCAUCACCACCGAGCGCUCCAAGUCCUGCGACGAUGGUCUGAAUGCAUUUCGGGAUGAGGGGAAGAUCCUAAGGAGGAUGCCCAGCCGGGUCCCCAGCCUCCGCAUGCUGAGGAGCUUCUUCACCGAUGGGUCUCUGGACAGCCUUGGCACGUCCGAAGACGCCCGCUCCAAAAGACACUCAACCUCCGACCUCUCGGACGUCCCGUUCAGCGCCGUGAGGAAGGAGGGCUGGCUCCACUGCAAGCAGAUCCUCACCAAAAAGGGGAAGAAGGUCGGUGGAGGCAUCCGGCAGUGGAAGCGCGUCUUCGCCGUGCUGCGCACUCACUCGCUGUACCUGUGCAAGGACAGGCGGGAGGCGGUGACCUGCGCCCCGGCCCCAGGUGAGGAGGAGCCGCCGAUCAGCAUCCAAGCGUGCCUGGUGGACAUCUCCUACAGCGAGACCAAGAGGAAGCACGUCUUCCGCCUGACGACCGCUGACUUCUGUGAAUAUCUCUUUCAGGCAGAGGAUCGGGAAGACAUGCUGGCCUGGAUCAAAGUCAUCAGGGAGAACAGCAAGGCUGAGGGCGAGGACCCCGGUUUUGCCAGCCAGGCGCUUAUCAACAAGAAGUUAAACGACUACCGGAAAGUGAGCCCCGCGGGCACCAAGCCCGAUUCCUCACCCAAGGGCCCUCGUGGGCUGGGGAUCCGAGCCGAGUUCCUGAAGCAGACGGGAACCAGCGCACCCCGGUCCCCCAGGCAGGAUGCAGCCCAGCUCCAAAAAGCCCCAUGGGGCAUCAACAUCAUGAAGAAGAACAAGAAAUGCCCCCGGGCUUUUGGCGUGAGGCUGGAGGACUGCCAGCCUGCCCCGGACAAUAAGAACGUCCCGUUGAUCGUCGAAGCUUGCUGCAAGGUGGUGGAGGACCGAGGGCUGGAGUACAUGGGCAUCUACCGCGUGCCCGGGAACAACGCCGUGGUGUCCAGCCUGCAGGAGCAGCUCAACAAGGGAGCCACGGAGAUCAACCUGCAGGAUGAGCGCUGGCAGGAUCUGAACGUCAUUAGCAGCCUGCUGAAAUCCUUCUUCCGAAAGCUGCCCGAGCCCCUCUUCACUGACGAUAAGUACAAUGACUUUAUCGAGGCCAACCGGAUAGAGGAUGCCAGCGAGAGGAUGAGGACGCUGCGGAAGCUGAUCCGGGACCUGCCAGGUCACUACUACGAGACACUCAAAUUCCUGGUGGGUCACCUGAAGACCAUCGCUGACCACUCGGAGAAGAACAAGAUGGAGCCCCGAAACCUGGCGCUGGUGUUCGGCCCCACACUGGUGCGGACGUCCGAGGACAACAUGACCGACAUGGUGACGCACAUGCCUGACCGCUACAAAAUUGUGGAGACCCUCAUCCAGCACUCGGACUGGUUCUUCAGUGACAAGGAGGACAAGGGUGAGAAGACCCCCGUGGAUGAGAAGGAGGCGCAGUCUGUGCCCAACAUCGAGUACCUGCUCCCCAACAUUGGCAGGACCGCGGCGCCCGGUGAUGCCACAGGCUCAACCCGCAGCGGCUCCGCCAAACCAAAGGGCACGUGGCCGUCGCGAAAGGCACCGCCGCACCGGGAGCUCCUCGCCAUCCCCUUUGUGUCGGCCGCUGCCCGCAAGAGGAAGAAGAGGAGAGAGGCCGAGGGUGUCGGGAGCAGCACCGAUGACGAUGCAGAGCGCAGGGACACCCCGGGCCGGGAGCAGGAGGAUGAGGGGACCGUGGCUGCCCUGCCAGGACCCAGCAAAGCCCCCCGCGGCACCGGCACCAAGGCGGCAGACCCCAGCCCAGCUAGGAUGGAGCGGGAGAGCUCCCUGGAGCCUGGGGGUGCUGGGGCUGAGCUGGCGCCGGACGCCCGCUCCAUCGUGUCGGGCUACUCCACGCUGUCCACCAUGGACCGCAGCCUCUGCUCCGAGGUGCAGUCGGUGGCCGGGAGCCGCGGGGAGGAGGCGGACGACGAGCGCAGCGAGCUCAGCCACAUGGAGACGGACACGGAGAGCCGGGAGGGUCCUCGGCCGGGGCAGGUGGAUGGGGGGACAGGGGAUGGGGAUAAGGCCCCCCUCGGCCGCCCCUCGUUCAACUCCCACCGCCUGAUCCAGUGCGACACGCUGGCCCGGAGGAAGCUGGGGCGGCCGCGGCCGGCCAGCGAGACCCCGGCACCCACCGGGGAGAAGCCGGGCUGGGCCCCCCCUGGGCGCCCCUCGCUGCGGGAGCAGCUCCGGCAGCACCUGCGGGUCUCUGCUGACGACAUGGGGGUCCACCUGCGCCGAGCCCACUCCCCCGAAACCCGCCGCAAGAAGAGCAGCUGGCGCCGGCACACGGUGGUGGUGCCGGGGGGCCUCAAGGACCUCAACUUCAACGAGUGGAAGGAGCCGCGGGGGCUGGAGGUGGCCCCGGGACCCUGCCGUGACAAGGACUCGGGGCUCAGCAGCCUGGAGUCCACCAAAGCCCGGCCACCGGCACCCACCACGGCACAGCCUGGCACGGGGCCGGGCACCAAGACCCCCCCGGGCAGCCCCGGCCCCCCAGCCCCCCUGCGCUUCCCCCAGUGUCUCUGACCUCCCAGGAUGUGCUCGCCGCGGCUCCCCCCUCCCCAGCCAGUGUUUAAUUUAAGGACUCGCCUUCGUUCUCGUAUUUAAUUGUGCUCUGGACAAGCUGCUGUUAUUUAACAAGUCCCUGUGGCCCCCCCUACGCCGCAGUGGGGGGACAAGGCCACCCUGUCCUCCUUGCUCUGGGGACCAGUAGGGUCCCACGGUGGUCCCAUGCCGCAGCCUGGCCCCAUCCCACGGUACCCUGGCCCACGGGCAGUGCCAGGAGGGUUGAGGGGGGGGUCAUGGGGACUGUCCCCACCCAGGGUAGUGGUGGCCCCAGCCGCAGCCGUGCGAAGUGCGGGCGCUUCCCUGGGUGCUGCGGCUGCCCUCGCCGGGGAUGUUCCCUGUGCUGGGGACCUUGGGGACCUCAGUGCUGUUGCCCUGGCGUGGCCGUGCUCUGUGCCGCGCGUGCCGGGCUCUGUGCCAGCUGGCCUGGCCGUUGGCACGAUGGACGGGGUCCCCACGGGGUGGGUGUUUGCACCCGAGCGAUGCUGGCGUAAAGGGGCACCCUGCGGCGGGGGGACGCCGCUGUCCCCCACACCCCCACGAGCUGCAGCCACCAUCUGGCAGCAGCUGGGGAGCUGGCGUGUGGCACGGCAUGGCAUGGUAUGGCACAGCACGGCACGGUGCAGCCCCCUCCCCAGCCCCGCUCCCCUUCCUACCCCUCCAUCCCAGAAGCACUUUAGGAAGGGGACGCGGUGCAGCCACCGGAGGGGACGCGGCGGGGGGGAUGUGGGGACCCCCAGCCUCACCCUGCUGGCACACAGGUGCCACAGGCUUGGGCAGCCACUGCGGGGUUGGGGGGGGUUGUCAAGUCACGUCACUGUUUCUUCUCCGUGUCGUUCUCAUCCAUUAUGCAAAUAUUUGCUGUAAAGUUUUUUUUUUUUGUUGUUGGUUUUUUUUUUUUUUUUGUAAAUAUCGUCUCUGACUGUGUAACAUAUUCCAAAGGAUUUAUAAGGAUUUUUUAAGAAGUUUUG